AUGCCUAUUAAAUUCUACAACCACAUUGGAUUCAAUAAAGGCUACAACUUUAUACUAUGGUUCAUCUUCGGCGGCGCGAUGAUCGGCUUUGUGCUUGCCCGUGCUAUGUAUCUAGAUUUCAACGGCCAGUAUUGCCCCUCUGAGGCUCGCACAAAUGGUAGCGGCGCAGCGCCUGGAGAGUGCUACUACUAUAGGACCUUCCCGAGGUACAAGAUUGGUAUUCUACUGCAUCUUGCGGGUAUCUUGCCUGCCUCUGCCAUUGCUGUGAUACAGUUCACACCUUUUUUCCGCCAAAAAUGGAUUGUUGUGCAUCGUAUUGGCGGGUAUGUAGCGAUAGUGCUCUACAUCAUAAGCUUGGCUGGGGUUUUGAUGAUUGCACGUCACGCACUUGGUGGAUCUGUUGAUGUGCAGGCCUGGUGCGGCUUCGUGGGGUUUGGUGUUCUUGCUUGUUUCGGAUUGUCAUGGUACAACAUCAAGAGACUGCAGAUUGAACAACACCGGGCGUGGAUGCUUCGAGGAUGGUUCUAUGCCGGCUCCAUCAUUACGUCAAGGUUGAUUAUGAUUAUUGCGGCGUUGAUCACAUCGAACCGAGGCGGCUACUAUGCUGUCUGGACCUGCGCAAAGAUUCUCUCGACAUAUCCCGAUAGAUCGGUCGAAACUCUAGUACAGGACUAUCCAUCUUGCGCAUCAUGGGCUGAUGGUAGUAAUUCAUCGCAGGUUGCCCCUGUUCCUGCAAGAUUCGCUGGCGGCUCGUCGGCCACUGUUGGUGCGGCAUUGAACAUCAGCUUUGGGGCAGCCUUGUGGCUUGCUUUCAACCUACAUGCGUUGGGAGUGGAAAUCUACUUGGCUCUCACUCCGAGAGAGGCAGAACGACUAAGGAAGGUUAGCUAUGCCCGACAAUUAGAAGCAGGGAUGCAAAACCCAGGAUCUGCGGGCCUUACUACGGAUAGACUGGGUGAUUCUGAGAGGUGGGUUGUCCCUAGAAGUAGAGCAAGCCAGGAUUCUGUAGACGCUGCGCUGGUCCAGCAGACUAAGGCUAAGUAA
This is a messenger RNA of Ascochyta rabiei, 1044 nucleotides long. RefSeq lists its product as uncharacterized. NCBI's taxonomy places the organism in Eukaryota, Fungi, Ascomycota, Dothideomycetes, Pleosporales, Didymellaceae. The transcript is spliced from 4 exons. Bases 1 to 1044 code for a protein of 347 amino acids. The record is from RefSeq and is a predicted model, not a curated record.